Molecule: messenger RNA, 942 nt
Organism: Aspergillus nomiae NRRL 13137
Lineage: Eukaryota; Fungi; Ascomycota; Eurotiomycetes; Eurotiales; Aspergillaceae
Product: FAD-binding oxidoreductase
Exons: 2
Coding region: 1-942 (313 amino acids)
Molecular function (GO): oxidoreductase activity; flavin adenine dinucleotide binding
Source: RefSeq, a predicted model, not a curated record
AUGGACAGCCUCCUGAGUGUUAGGAUGGUACUCGCAGAUGGCUCCAUUGUCGAAGCGUCGGAAACUACUUCCCCAGAGCUUUUCUGGGCGGCCCGAGGUGCCGGACAAGCCUUCGGUGUGGUGACUGAGCUUGUCUUUCGUGCGUAUGAUCUGAAACAUCACGUAUUCGGGGGAGCUCUGUACUUUACACCAGAUAAGCUGCCAAAGAUUGUGGAUUUCGCCAAUGAAUUCCACCGUCGCAUGGAUGAGAACAGCGGCCUCAUGUUUGGGUUCACGGCGCCUCCGUUCAUGACGGAGACUGCUAUCCUGGUCAUUCCUUUCUAUAAUGGCACCCGCGAAGAGGCAGAAGACUUCUUUGAACCCCUCCUGUCAGCUGGCCCUGCUGCAUCGCAAACCGAUAUGAUGUCUUAUACGAAACUCAACGCGGUGGCUAAUGUAGAACCGUCUCCAGAGGGCCGCAAAAGCAUCAACGGGACCAAUAUCUCCCCGCCACUUGACACCGACUUUGUACACGAUGUAUACAGCCAAUUCGACAGGGUAAUGAGAAGCUGGAGGCGAGUGGGAAAUAGUGUACUCAUGUUUGAGCUGCUGCCAUAUACUCACAUCAUUGCAGUACCAUUGGAUGCUACGGCUUGCGCUAAUCGAGGCCGGUACUACAAUGUUGGCUCGAUCUUCUGCUGGCAGGAUCCAGAUCUCGACCAGAAGAUGCUGACAGAGCAGCAAGGCAUUAUCUCCAAGAUCGCGAAUUUCGGAUCCCGUGAGGAGGGUGAAAAUCGCGUAGCCGCAUAUGCCAACUAUGCUGGGCAUAAUAUCAGUGCUGCGAGGCUAUUUGGCGAGAACUUGGAGCGGUUGCAGCAGCUGAAGAGAACCUUCGAUCCCAAUAAUGUGUUUAGAAAGUGGCACGACCUCCUCCAUCAAAAGAACGAACCACACUCAGUGUAA